AAAUCAUCUAAACCUAUAUCCUAAAGCUUUUACAAAAUGAAUUUUUCGAAUAUGAUCACAUAACUUAAGGAUGUGAAACCUUUUUUUAACAGGUUGGCGAGUGCAGGUGACAAACAGGUUCUUCAGAAAAUAGCUUCGGCUCUACCCAUCCACUGCUAUUAGCAAGAAAUCAUCUUCAGGACAAAAAAAUUAAACACUUAUUCCUGACAUUUUUAAACUUCGAUGGUAUUACCGAACUAGUGUGCUAAAGAUUUUGAAAAUGUUCAAAUGAAUGGGAAAGACAGAAAAAAGUUAGAGUUUGUUCGAAGAGAUGCUAAGUUACCACGUAGUUGCGCUCACAAUCUCCCCUGACCUAAAAAAUGAAAAAGAUGAUUUGGUCCAACAAAGAGGCAGUGCAGAUACAAUUAAAACAAUCAAAAUUCAACAAAGUGCACAUUUGAAGAAACCAUGUGAAGGUUUUAAAUCCUUCUUCUCUGACUCUGAUGACAAGAUGGCAGAAAACAUGUUGAGCAGAGCAAUAAGAUAA
This is a messenger RNA of Thlaspi arvense, 526 nucleotides long. Lineage: Eukaryota; Viridiplantae; Streptophyta; Magnoliopsida; Brassicales; Brassicaceae. The record is from the annotation of a GenBank genome assembly.